UCCCUGCCAACAUGGCGGUCAGCAUCCGCGGCCGUCCGACCCGGAGUGUACGGAUGAGAGGUCGGAAUGACAGCGGGGAGGAGAAUGUGCCGCUGGAUUUAACGCGAGAACCUUCAGAUAACAUGCGAGAGAUCCUUCAGAACAUUGCCAAACCUCAGGGGGUUUCCAACAUGAGGAAGCUCGGCCAUCUGAACAACUUUGUUAAGCUCCUGAACAGUGUAGGUCACUGUGAAGAGAAAUUAGGAUUUACAUUUGAGGAAAUCAUCAUUUGUCUGCGUGUUGCGUUGCUGAAUGAGGUUAAGGAGGUUCGGGCUGCAGGUUUGAGAGUACUUCGGUAUCUGAUUCGAGACUGCAGCAUCCUCCAGAAAGUUCUUCAACUUCAGGUGGAUUACCUGAUCUCCAGGUGUAUUGACAUUCAGCAGAGUAAUGAGGUGGAGAGAACUCAAGCCCUCAGACUGGUCAGGAAGAUGAUAACGGUGAAUGCACAGCUCUUUCCCAGCUCCCUGACGAACUCCUUGAUCGCAGUGGGCAACGACGGGCUCCAGGAGAGAGAUCGUAUGGUGCGAUCCUGUAUUGCCAUCAUAUGUGAACUUGCGUUGAGGAACCCAGAGGUGGUGGCGCAGCGGGGGGGUCUGAGCACCAUCCUGAAGAAUGUCAUCGACUGUCAGCUGAGCCGCAUCAACGAGGCCCUGGUCACAACCAUACUGCACCUGCUCAAUCACCCCCAUACACGCCAGUAUAUGCGUGCUGAUGUCGAACUAGAGCAAAUCCUUGCACCUUACACAGACUUUCACUACAGACACAACCCUGAAACAGCAGAGGCACAAAUCAAAGAGGACAGAGAAGCUCGUUUUUUAGCCAGUAAAAUGGCCAUUGUGGCAGCGUUUCGCUCUUGGUCAGGUAUCAUAAACCUUUGUAAAGCUGGCAACUCGGGGGUUCAGUCUCUGAUUGGUCUACUCUGUAUACCAAACAUGGAAGUCAGGAAAGCCUUAUUAGAAGUAAUGUAUGAGAUCUUCAGAUUGCCCGUUCCCUUAGUGACGGGAGAUUUUGAGGAAGCCCUGCACAGUGUGGACCCCAGCAGAUUCCAGGACAGCUGGAGGUUAUCUGAUGGGUUUGUAGCUGCAGAGGCCAAAGUCAUAUUGCCUCAUAGAGCACGAUCCAGACCAGACCUCAUGGACAAUUACCUGGCACUGCUACUGUCUGCCUUUAUCAACAGUGGACUACUGGAGGGUCUAGUAGAGGUGGUGACCAGCAGUGAUGAAAAGAUAUCAGUCAGAGCCACAAUACUGCUGGGAGAACUGCUGCAAAUGGCCAAUACGAUUCUUCCUCACUCUCACAGUCAUCAUCUGCACUGUCUGCCCACGCUAAUCAACAUGGCUGCUUCCUUCGACAUCUCCCAGGAGAAACGGCUGCGUGCCAGUGCAGCUGUGAAUCACCUAAAGCGUUUCCAUGAAAAGAAACGGUGUGGCCCCAAACCUUACAGUCUUUACCUUGAUCACAUCAUCUGCAGGACGUCCACAUCCACACAUAAAAUAGACCAGCACCAGCGCUCACACAAAGACAUCUAUAUUAUGAAGGACACUGAAGAGGCGCUAAUGAUGAACUUGAGGGACAGUCAAAUCCUCAACCACAAACAAAAUCUGGUCUGGAACUGGGUUCUUAUUAUCACUAUACUGAAGUGGCCAAAUGUGAACCUCAGAUACAACAGGGAUGAGCAGAUGCACAAGUUUGUUAGGAGAUUGCUGUAUUUCUAUAAGCCCAGCAGUAAGCUGUACUCUGCUCUGGAGUUGGAUCACGCUAAAGCCAGACAGCUGACAGUAGCAGGAUGCCAGUUCAUCCAGUUCCUCCUGGAUUCAGAUGAGGAUGGUCAGGUGUAUUUGGAGGAUUUGGUGAAAGACAUUGUCCAGUGGCUCAGUUUGUCCUGUGGGCUUAAACCUGAACGCAGUCUCCAUAGUAACGGCCUCCUCAGCACCCUCAGUCAGCACUACUUCCUGUUACUGGGAACUCUGUCUUCACAACCAUCUGGAGUGAAAAUGCUGGAAAAGUGUGGCGUGUUUCAGUGUCUGUUGAGCAUGUGUUCAAUGAAAAACCAGGAUCAUCUGCUGAAGCUAACGGUCUCAACACUGGACUACAGCAGAGAUGGUCUUGCUCGAGUCAUUCUCUCCAAGAUCCUCACAGCGGCUACUGAUAACUGUCGUCUGUACGCCACCAAACACCUGCGUGUGCUGCUGCGUGCUAAUGUGGAGUUCUUCAGUAACUGGGGGAUGGAGUUGCUGGUCACACAGCUCCAUGACCACAACAAAACCAUAUCCAUGGAGGCGUUGGACAUCCUGGAUGAAGCCUGCGAAGACAAGGCUAACCUGCACACUCUGAUCCACAUGAAACCAGCUCUGUCUCACCUGGGAGAUAAAGGAGUUCUGCUGCUGUUAAGGUUCCUGUCCAUUCCAAAGGGGUUCUCUUACCUCAACGAAAGAGGCUACGUCAACAAACAACUAGAAAAAUGGCAGAAGGAGUAUAAUCUGAAGUAUGUGGACAUGAUUGAAGAGCAGUUGAAUGAAGCUCUGACAACAUAUCGCAAACCUGUUGACGGAGACAACUAUGUUCGGCGCAGCAACCAAAGGUUACAGAGGCCAAAUGUUUUUCUCCCUGUUCAUUUGUAUGGGCAGUUGGUCCAUGAUAAGACGGGCUGCCUCUUAUUGGAAGCUCAGGGUGUUAUCCCGGAUCUCAGCUACACUGUUCGUUCUCCAGUUCUGGAUAAAUGGGAAGGCAUUAAACAGCUAAAGGCAGCGCUAUGGGCUCUGGGCAACAUUGGAAGCUCAAACUGGGGUCUGAACCUGCUCCAGGAAGAGAAUGUGAUUCCAGAUAUAAUAUCUCUGGCUCAGCACUGUGAGGUUCUGUCCAUACGUGGUACAUGUGUGUAUGUGCUGGGCGUAAUCAGCCGUACACGGCAGGGCAGUGACGUGCUGAAGUCUUUAGGAUGGGACUCUGUACGUCACAGCCGUAGGCAGCAGUGGCCCGUCGUUCCCGAUGAGGUGGACGCUCCGCUGCCCAGCGAACUCUCAUCUGUGCCCAGCACGCUCAGCCUCAACUCGGAGUCCACCAGCUCACGGCACAACAGCGAGAGCGAAAGUCAACCCAGUUUGUAUUUUAUGGAAGAUGAUCGUGAGAGGUUGGACAUGUACGAGGACUCUUCCUUCUGCUCACACAUGAAGCCCUCAAAGGACAGAAGCCCCUUCAACAUUCUGACCCCUUCACACCUCAGAAAUCGCUUUCUGAACUCCCUCUCUCUCCCUAGUAAGAAAGGGCGGAGCAUAAGUGACUCUAAAGGCACGAGCAAUGCCGUAAAAUUGCCAGAGGAACUCUGGCUCGUGCGGCGGAACCGUACUAUAACGGAACCCUCAAACUACUCUCCUGGCCACUCGGGGCAGUGUGAAGUUUUCUUUAACGGUAGUCGCAUGCCCCGCAGCCCGACGGUAAGCCUGGAGACAUCAUUUGUGGGCAUAAAAGCACUAGCAGAGCCAUACUUGACUGACGGAAGCUCUGAUUCGGAGAUAAAAGUUCACCAUAAGGCUGUGAUCCCUGGCCACGGCCCGCGGGAGCGAAGCAGCAGGGAACGUUUGACAUGUGACGGCACCUCUGUAUUGCCGGGAGGCUGUACAUUUAAGAGUCGCAGUCAAAGCUUUAACACGGACACCACCACCAGCGGCAUCAGUUCAAUGAGCUCCUCCCCCUCCCGAGAGCCGGCCUCCACCGUCGUUAUGGAUACGGACUGCGCCAGCCUCAACACAGUGGUCAGUGCCAAAACGGUAAAAAUGCAAGACUCUCUCCGCCCACAAGCCCACCACAACCACAUCCCCUUGUCCAAGUCCAAUUCCACCUCGCUGGUUCCUCCCGGCUCGGCGCAUACACUUCCACGCAGGGCGCAGUCACUGAAAUCGCCCUCCGUGGCUACCAUCAAAAGUUUAGUGGACUGUAGCUAUAUCUACACGAGCCCUCGUGACGCACUGGGCUACGCAACGUUAAAACGACUACAGCAGCAAAGGAUACACCCUUCAUUGUCCCACAGUGAAGCAUUGGCUUCUCCUGCUAAAGAUGUGCUGUUUACCGACACAAUCACCAUGAAAACGCACAGCCUCGAAUCGCGGCUCACCCCACGCAGGUUUCUGAAAGCUCUGAGUUUUGCAUCUCUUGAUAAGGAGGACUUGCUGAGUCCGAUAAAUCACUCCACACUACAACGAUCCUCGUCACUGCGCUCCAUGGUCUCUAGCGCCACCUUUGGCUGCAGCGAGGACUAUAUCGGCCUGGCACUGCCCAUGGACAUCAACAACAUGUUCCAGAUUAAAGAAACUUCCUAUUUCCAGAAGAGAACAAGCCCCCCUGCUGGAGAAAAAUCAUCCAAAUUUAUUUUUGGAGAUUCAGAUGGUUUUUUAGACUCAUGUCGCGGGCCUCUGUUGAAGCCGCAGGUUAGCAUAACGGAGCUGUUAAACAGCAGUCGUUCAGAACAGCACCACCUUCUGGGGGCAGAUGAAACUACAGGUUUACAGGAGCACACAGAGGAGAACUGCCUCUACUGCAGCGCACUCACUGCCCUCGGCUCGCACACACACAGCCACCUGAACAACACACACAAUCGUACAGAUCUGUCGGAUGGGUUCUCUCAGUGGCACAGCCAGCCGUCUCAUAAUCACCUGGAGGUGGUCGCCCAGUCGAAGUUUUCUGGGAUCUCUGGGUGCAGCGAUGCGACUGUGAGUCAAGACUCAGCCAGCAGCACUCCCAGCACAGAGCUCAUACUGGGUGGUAAGGCGAUAUCUGAGGAUGGACCUGCCUGUAGAGUUCUGUUAAGGAAAGAGGUUUUGCGACUGGUCAUCAAUCUCAGCUCAUCAGUCGGGACCAAAGGACACGAAACGGGACUGCUUACGAUAAAGGAGAAGUUUCCAUAUGCAUUUGAUGACAUCUGCCUGUACUCUGAAGUCUCCUUCCUGCUGGCAAACUGCAUGUUUCGUUUGGCUUCACGUCGCUUUAUUCAAGAGCUCUUCCAGGAUGUGCAGUUCAUUCCGCUCUAUGAUGAAGCUGAAGCUGUGUUGGCUAAGCCACCAAAACCUGUUCCAGUGGAGACAACAGAGUCUUGAUACCUACGUCAACUUCCUAAACACCUCAUCACUGUUAACUAUCAUCCCUCCAUCUCACCUUCCAUUCUCCCAUACACAUGGAGAAAUUGAAAAUGGAGGACAGAGAAAGCAAGAGAACCUGGAGUGGAUUUGGCAGAUUGGAGGACAGAAAGCAAGGGAGAAAAUCACUCUGCUUUACUGUAAAAGAGGCACUUACUGGAAUAGAAAUAGUGAGGAACUUAACAUGCUCCUGGGCUUGAGACUAUGUUUGGGGAAUGGUGAGCAGUUUACCAAAUUGUGUCUACAGACAGCGAGACAAACCAGAAUGCUUUAGACUGACAACUACACCAGAGUGUUUUGCAAUUACAAAUAUUAGGGUGACUUUAGUGGAAAAAAAAUGUAAAUGUUGUUUACACUUUAAAUGCACCGGAUGUGUAGAUGAGAUAAAAGAUUCUAUGAUCUGGUGUGUGUACAUAUACCACAUCUUGAUGUUUCAGAUUAUAUUGUCACGUAAACACUACAACAACAAAAACAAAAAAAAAUCAGUGGACUGCUUUGGAAUCGGCAGAAAUGACUGAGCGGUAACUAUGAAUUUAGGACUUCCAUCAAAAAAACUGGGCAAACAUCGAUUGCAUUUAUACUAUUUAUUCUUUUCUUUAUUUGUAUGUGUGUAUGGAUUUUUAUGACCUCCAGACAAUCAAACAAUUAGUGUGGAACAUUCAAACUCUUAUCGUCACAUAUCUUUUGUUGGAAAUCGGUCAUUGGUUUAUAAUUCUCACAGGAAAUUUGUCUUAUGAAACAUAUUGUAAAUCUCACAAAAACAUUUCUUUCACCCAGAAUGAAAAGGAAAUAUAUACACCGAUCAGCCAUAACAUUAAAACCACCUGAUUUGAUGAGAGAGGUCAACAGAGAAUGGCCAGACUGGUUCAAACUGACAAAGUCUACGGUAACUCAGAUAACCACUCUGUACAACUGUGUUGAGAAGAAUAGAAUCUCAGAAUGUUAUUCUGAGAUGCGGGUUGGCGUUGUUUUUGUGGCACGAGGGGGACCUACACAAUAUUAGGCAGGUGGUUUAAAUGUUGUGGCUGAUCGGUGUGUAUAUAUAUAUAUACUGUAUAUUGCAUAAUGUUUGUUUUUUUUUUUUACCAUGAAGAGUUUUUGCAUUGUGACAUUUUUAUGCCACUUUAUCCCAAAAUGUGAUUGCCGUAAUGUGUUCAGAUGUGAUUCUCAUUACGUUUUUUUUAUUAUUAUUAUUAUUUACAUUAGCAUGAAUUAAAGCCGGUACAAAAAAAAAAAAAAUUAUAUGAUGUAUAAAUACUUAACCAUUGAAAUAAUUGUAAAUGGUGGUGGUGGGGAGUAUCUUAAUUUUCAUGAAGAAAAAAAAAAAUUUACAAUGCAAAACAAUACAUUAUAUUUCUUUUGGUUUUUAGGGUGAAAUAUGAAAUGUUCUUCAGCAGUUUUGUAGGAUUCAUCAUCCAUUUAUAAGCAGCACAAAGGCAAAACACAUAGACAGCAAAACAACCAAAGUAACAAUACACACAUUCCCAGACCUAAUGGAGAUUUUAGGAGUAUGCAUGUGCACAGUGAAACUAGUUAUUUGAAACUAGUUAUUUGACCAUUGUCCACACUAUUGGCAGUCAGAUAACUAGUUUCAGUUGGAUUGGAUGAACUGUGGUUAGUAAGCUGAGAUAGAGUAUGCUUUAAAACUAUGUUUGCAACCUUAAGUCUCCCAUAAAAGUACUCGUUCUGUGCUGUGGCUUGAUCAUGAUACUUCAAUAUGAUGGUCCUGAUCAGAGAUACAGUGGUGGUUAGUUUCAGUUCUGACUGACAGGAAAAGAAACAGGAUAAGCAUUCUCUUGCAUAGUAUCAUUUUGUUUUUGUAAUAAAAGUGAUCCAAGUACCCUUAAUGGAAUAUACAAGUAAAGGUGUGUAGACAACAUGUGUGGAAUGCUGUUGAUUAACAAAGAAAGUAAUUUUGACCUGUACUUUAAUUUGUAAAAGCAAACAAAAAUUGUGUUGAGCUUUGGUACUUACUAUGGAAGUAUGUGGGGCAAGUAAACAUACAAAGGUUGACCCAUUGAAUUCAGUUGUAAAUGCAUUGCUGUACACGGGUGAAUCUCUCAAAAACCAUCAAGAACAUGACCAUCAAGAAUCUCAUUCUUAUUGCUGUAAUGCAGAAAAAAAUAUAUAAUUUUAUAAGUAUAUAUACCUAAUGGUAGUGUUUGUUGCAUUGUCUUUAUGCUUAUUUAAAUGAAAUGAAAUAAAAUAAUGCAGUACAAAAUAUUACUAUAUUACAAUAAUGAGAAUAAAUGGAAAUAAAAAAAACUCAAAAAGCAGCCAAACUACAUAAUUGUCACAAAAAUGUCACAAUGCUCAAAAUUGUAAUCGUCCUAAAAUAAGCUUCCAUUUCUUUAUGCAAAAUAUAAUUCCUUAUAUUUAAUUCAAGUUUGCCUAAAGGUUUUUGCUUGAGGUCCACCCAAAUAUUUUACCUUUUUUUUUUUUUUUUUUUACAAUUUAAGUACAAGCCAAAAGGAAUUUGUUUUAACUAACAGCAUGUUUAAAUUGUAUUGAACCUGGAAAAUUCCUUUAAGCUGCCAAAGCACUGAUUUAGGUAGCUUUAAACCAAUGUUUGCUUCACCUGUUGUCUUUAUUGGUGCUUUCUUUUACAUGAUUUUAAUCCCAGUGUAGUUUGGUGUGUUACUUUGAAUGUGUACCUGGUUUAUCACUUCAAACUCUGAACAACUGAAACCUGCACUGAAUUGUUUUACAUAUGUUGAAACACUGGCAGAGAGGUGUAACAUAUCUAAACGGGCAUCUUAAUAUUGAUGUAUUAUCAAUUUUGUAGUAAGCCAUGAUUUUUGCCUCCAUCUUGUUUAUUGCUGUUCUCGAAGUGUUCCAUAUGUUCACACAAAGCACUGAUCCGGUUAAUGUUUCCUAUGGUCAUAUUCUCCUAAAAUGAUGUUUAUUAGAUUGCAUGCUGAAGUGACACUCAAAUCCAGUUGCUUAUUUAUUUACUGCAAGACCUUUUGUUAAUAUGUGUGUAUCAACAGAACUGUUUAUGUCUCAGUGCUGCUGCUACUGCCUUGAACUGACUGCGAUUUGAUUGGCUGAAGAGAGUGCCAUGGCUUUUAAGUAUUGUCUAUGCUAUGGAUCUGUGCCAUAGUGGCGUGAGACGGGAAAAGAAAAACAUAUAUAUUUAUAUUUUUCCUAAAAGAUGAUGAGACAAUGUAAUUUAGUGUUCUUGUUUUGCCUGAGUUUUUGUUUCCCUUGCAAAGUGUGCACACUGUGUUUUAAAAAUCUUAGUCUUAUCAAAGGGAUAUAUAAUUAAAGAUAAGAACUCAUGGCGUGCAAUUGCAUCUUUUUCUGUGUGAUAUAAAAGACCAUAUGAAUA
Messenger RNA from Myxocyprinus asiaticus (Chinese sucker), 8499 nucleotides. It is a transcript of the gene rictora, whose product is annotated as RPTOR independent companion of MTOR, complex 2 a. The coding region runs from base 12 to 5129 and encodes 1705 amino acids. The record is from RefSeq and is a predicted model, not a curated record. Lineage: Eukaryota; Metazoa; Chordata; Actinopteri; Cypriniformes; Catostomidae. The transcript has 38 exons. Gene Ontology annotation, cellular component: TORC2 complex. Gene Ontology annotation, biological process: positive regulation of phosphatidylinositol 3-kinase/protein kinase B signal transduction; TORC2 signaling. Gene Ontology annotation, molecular function: protein serine/threonine kinase activator activity.